Cheilinus undulatus (humphead wrasse) is the source of this 1853-nucleotide messenger RNA. It is a transcript of the gene s1pr4, whose product is annotated as sphingosine-1-phosphate receptor 4. Gene Ontology annotation, biological process: G protein-coupled receptor signaling pathway. Gene Ontology annotation, cellular component: membrane. NCBI's taxonomy places the organism in Eukaryota, Metazoa, Chordata, Actinopteri, Labriformes, Labridae. The transcript is spliced from 2 exons. Gene Ontology annotation, molecular function: sphingosine-1-phosphate receptor activity. The record is from RefSeq and is a predicted model, not a curated record. The coding region runs from base 240 to 1463 and encodes 407 amino acids.
UGUAUGUUUGUCGUUGGGUGUGUGUGUCUUGGGUGUGUCUGUCUUUGAGUUACUUCCCCCGUCAUCUUCAGUCCCUUCUCACAUGCUCAGAAUCACCACCAGCAGCCAGAGUGUGUGUUGAGCUUCUGUGGUAAGAGUGUAACAAUAGCCUGUUUGAUCACAGGAGUUUCACACUAGUUACCGAGCAGCUUGUACCACCUCAGUCUACCCCCUCAAUCUCCACCAGCACAGCUGUCAUAAUGGACGUCUUCUCCUCCCUCGUUUCUUCAUCCUCCUGUCCCCAUUUAUACCAAUCACCCAGCAACCCCACUGGCAACCUCACCACUGUGAUGAGCCCUGUGAUUCUGCGGCAUUACAACUUCACAGGCCGCCUGCAGAACCGGACCAUCUCAAACAAACAGAGUAACAUCAGCGUUGCCUCAACCAUCUUCCUCUGUGUCAGCAUCUUCAUCAUCCUGGAGAACCUCCUGGUGCUGGUAGCUGUCAUCUCCCGUAUCUGCCACAGCCGGCGCUGGGUUUACGUCUGCAUCGCCAACAUCACACUGAGUGACCUCCUCACUGGAGUUUCCUAUGUGGUCAACAUCUGCUUGUCCGGGAGCCAGACGUUUCGCCUCACCUCUGCUCUGUGGCUCUUCAGGGAGGGCAUGCUGUUUGUGGCCUUGGCUGCCUCCAUAUUCAGUCUGCUGCUGAUUGCUGUGGAGCGUUACACCACCAUGAUGAAGCCACUGUCUCAGAAGUCCACUAGUAGGACCUACUACAGGAUCUACGGCCUGGUGGCGCUCUGCUGGGGUUUGGCACUGGUUAUUGGCUUUCUCCCUUUGCUGGGCUGGAACUGUGUGUGCAGCCUGGAUAAAUGCUCCACUCUCCUCCCCCUUUACUCCAAGACCUACAUCUUCUUCUCUCUGAUCAUCUUCUUCAUUGUCCUCCUGACUAUUGGCAUGCUUUAUGGUCUCAUCUACUGCCACGUGCUCAGAAGUGCAAAGCUUGGCCCCCAGCACAGCCGCAAGCACUCCAUGGCUCUGCUUAAAACUGUGAUGUUCAUUGUGGGGGCCUUCAUAUGCUGCUGGGGGCCACUGUUCCUGCUUUUACUGGUGGAUUUCUUCUGUGAAUCCCGCCAGUGUGCACUGUUGUUCAGUGCUGACUAUUUCAUCUCUCUGGCUGUCCUAAACUCUGGCCUGAACCCCAUCAUCUACGUGCUGGGCAGCACUGAGAUGAGGAAAGCCCUUGCCGAGCUGCCGUGCUGCUGCUUCAUGAAGUCUGGCCUCUGUAACCCAGACCGAUUCUCAUCCAAGGAGACCAGCAGCACCUCUGGGAGCAGGAGAGAAAGCCUAAGGAACAGUUUUAGCAAGGUCCGAAAUCUGAGCGUGGCCUCCCCACCCUCCACUCCCAGCAAGUCUCGCAGAGCACCCAAGAAAUACAGGCUGAGCUCCACCACCAGCUGCUUGUCAUUUUCAAGUGGUUAAACCACAACACGCUCCCCUCCCAGGCAAACACAACCUGUGUGCACUGAUACACAUCUAACCGUUUCCUCCCAGUUUUGGUUUGAAUGCUUUCUGCUCUCCCUGCAGGUUAUUUGUUCUGAAAAUUACACGCCUUUGGAAAAACUGUGAAAUGUUUGAAAAUAUCUUUCCGUUAGCAGAAAUACCACAAAAAAAAAAAAAAAAAAAUACACACCUUAACUUAACAUGUAGCUGCACUGUAUUUGUAGCUAUUCACCUGUGAAAUAUGAUAGCGAGAGUAUUGCAAUAAAUAUUUUAUACUUGAGAGUUAUAAUGGAAAUAUGAAAUGUGAAUAUUGUAAAAACAUGUAUUUUCAAGUUGUUUUGUAGCAUUUUGUGCAACCAUUAUGUUUUA